This is a messenger RNA of Sordaria macrospora k-hell, 831 nucleotides long. RefSeq lists its product as uncharacterized. Lineage: Eukaryota; Fungi; Ascomycota; Sordariomycetes; Sordariales; Sordariaceae. The record is from RefSeq and is a predicted model, not a curated record.
AUGAAUUACUUUUCACCCAUCACGGACCAUGUCGUCUCCCAGGAUGGCUUUCAAGCUAUCUUGGACCUUGCCGACGACGGAUAUUAUAACAACCAAACAAGGUCGGCCAACUUCGGACAGUCACCCGAAGCUAUCAGCCGACUAGAUGAUACUAAUCCUGACGCUGUCGCCAACUUUUAUACCUAUCCGGAACCUCCCCCUUUUGUAGAGGAAGAUUUACCUGAUGCCGACUGGUCUCACCACUUUGCUCCCACUACCAGUGACGUGCAGGACCUUCAGGACGAGGGAGUCACACCAUCCUGUGAUGAGGUAGCUGGAAACAUCACUUCGGUUGUUGGCACUGUCAACCAUGACAAUCUCCCCCAAAGUCUACCUCCAGACUCUCUUCACAUUCUCAACUUUUCGGAGCCUCAAGCGCCCCGGGUCACACACCCUGCACUCAAUGAACUCGAUAGCAUGCCCUCUCCUGCCCCAGACAUCGCACUAAGCACUCCAUCUUCAUCAGACAACGAGAGAUGCAACCCAUCUCCACCGAACAACGAAGGCCGCGAUCUCGAUGUCCGCGGUCGUCGCUACCACUGCUCCAAUUGCGGUACCUCUUCCAACACAAAGCGCGACCAUGAGCGCCACCUCUCGACCAAGAAGCAUCAGAAGAAGACCGGCAACGGUAGCGGGGGCAGUAGCGGGAGCGGGUCAGCUUCUCCCGUCCCAGGGUACCAUUGCUUGGCACCAAGCUGCGAAUACUCUCGUGGGGGAGGAAAGACGUUCACUCGGGAGGAUAAUCUGUGGAGACACAUGAAGACUGCGCAUCAUCUCAAGGCGCGAGCGUGA